This is a messenger RNA of Mus caroli (Ryukyu mouse), 518 nucleotides long. It is a transcript of the gene Tmem210, whose product is annotated as transmembrane protein 210. The record is from RefSeq and is a predicted model, not a curated record. NCBI's taxonomy places the organism in Eukaryota, Metazoa, Chordata, Mammalia, Rodentia, Muridae.
CUAGAGGUGUGUGGUGGGGUUGGGGGCUGGACAUGGCCCCCUGUCCCCAUCCUGAGUCCUGCCCAGCUGGCAGCCCCCUUGGCCUGAUAUGUCUGUCCCUUUUGCUCAUCCCUGCUUCAGCUGGAACCUACUGUGAAUGCAGCCUUGGCCUCAGCCGUGAGGCCCUUAUUGCCCUCAUUGUGAUGCUGGCUGGUGUCAGUGCCAGCUGCUUCUGUGCCCUCGUUGUUGUGGCGAUUGGUGUCUUUCGGGCCAAGGGUGAGACGGGCCCUGGACACUCGCAAAACAGGUUGGUGGCGCCCUAUGGGGUCCAGGAAGAUCGCAUAGACCUGCACACGGUACAUGUGGAGUCCCACCUCAUGGACCCUGAUCUGGAUGUAUCCAUGAUGCAGACCUUGGAUGGCCAAGGCCUCAUGACCAUGUCUGCUCCUCUAGAGCCACCUCCACCCCCUCCACCUCCUCCCCCACUUCCACAGUAGUGGAGAGCAGCUAGGGUGGAGAAUUAAACAGUAUUUAGUGAU